Messenger RNA from Etheostoma cragini (Arkansas darter), 792 nucleotides. RefSeq names its product homeodomain-interacting protein kinase 1-like. Lineage: Eukaryota; Metazoa; Chordata; Actinopteri; Perciformes; Percidae. Gene Ontology annotation, biological process: peptidyl-threonine phosphorylation; peptidyl-serine phosphorylation. Bases 139 to 792 code for a protein of 217 amino acids. Gene Ontology annotation, molecular function: ATP binding; protein tyrosine kinase activity; protein serine/threonine kinase activity. The transcript has 4 exons. Gene Ontology annotation, cellular component: nucleus; cytoplasm. The record is from RefSeq and is a predicted model, not a curated record.
CCAGAAGAGCCAUUACUUAGUUCUGUUCAUCAGUUCAACUGUAGCUUUGUUCGAGUAGAGCACACAACUUCACGAUCAACUUCAGCAUUUCAAUUAACAGAAAAUCUUUUCAUGUAGAAAAACAUCCCAAGUGACAACAUGUCUUCAAAUUACAGAGACGAAUCUCAUUAUUCUACAUCAUCUGAGGAAGAGGAGACUUCAUUGCCUUCAUCCUCUACAGAAGAGGACGCCCAGGUCACCCAAGACGUCCUCUCCUCCCCCUUCUCUGAUUACCUGAUUCAGUCUUUUUUGGGGGAGGGCACCUUCGGAGAAGUCGUCAAAUGUGUAAAGUCAGCCACUCAGGAAACAGUGGCUGUGAAGAUACUGAACAACAACAACUCAGCAGAUGAUGUACAGAACGAGGUGGCCAUCCUUCGAAAACUGCAAGCUUUUGAUUCAGACAAAUUCAACUUCAUCAGAUUCAUAGACAUGUUUAAUAUUGGCGAGCAUGCUUGUCUUGAGUUUGAAAUGCUUGACAUGAAUCUGUGGGACUUCUUGGAAAAGACACCUUCACACGUACUCUCUGUAAACGAAAUCCGCCCAAUCCUUCACCAGAUGGCCACAGCUCUGCAACUCCUGAGGAGCCUGGGAAUUGUCCAUACAGACCUUAAACCAGACAACAUCAUGUUGGUGGACAGUGUAAACAAGCCUUUCAAGAUUAAGAUCAUCGACUUUGGCUUGGCCCGUUAUGUCUCUCAGAUCACAUCAGGCUCGUACAUGCAGUCACGCCAUUACAGGUAUCUUACAAGCUGA